AUGCCCCAACAACGAGAACAUUCGGUGGAAACUAUUCGCAGAAACAGCGAGGUGAUGGGCAACCUUCGAAAACUCAUGGUUGUCAAUCGUGGUGAAAUUGCCAUCCGUGUAUUCCGUACAGCGCAUGAACUUUCCAUGAGAACCGUGGCCAUCUUCUCGUACGAAGAUCGGUUAUCGAUGCAUCGAUACAAGGCCGAUGAAUCAUAUCAAAUUGGUCAAGUCGGUCAGUUCACACCUGUCGCUGCGUAUUUGGCACAAGAUGAAAUUGUGAGAAUUGCCAAGGAACGAGGUGUUUCCAUGAUUCAUCCUGGUUACGGUUUCAUGAGCGAGAACGCCGAGUUUGCUCGCAAGGUCGAAGCAGCCGGUAUCACGUUUAUUGGUCCCUCCGCCGACGUCAUUGAUAGCUUGGGUGACAAAACAAAAGCGCGCCAAAUUGCCAUGGAGUGUGAAGUCCCUGUCGUACCUGGUACGCCCGGUCCCGUCAGCGAUUUCCAACAGUGCAAGGCCUUCAUUGAAGAACAUGGGUUCCCUAUCAUUAUCAAGGCAGCGAUGGGUGGUGGUGGUCGUGGUAUGCGUGUUGUCCGUGACGCUGCAUCGCUUGAAGACUCGUUUAACCGAGCCAAAUCCGAGGCUCUGAGUGCGUUCGGUGACGGUACCGUGUUUAUUGAACGUUUCCUGGACAGACCCCGUCACAUUGAAGUUCAGAUCCUGGCUGAUCGAGCGGGCAAUGUGGUCCAUUUGUUUGAACGUGACUGUUCCGUCCAACGUCGACAUCAAAAGGUGGUCGAGAUCGCUCCUGCCAAGAACCUCGACCAGCGUGUACGUGAGGCCAUCCUCAACGAUGCUAUCAAGAUUGCCAAGCAAGUCAAGUACAAGAAUGCCGGUACAGCCGAGUUCUUGGUCGAUGCUCAGAACCGCCAUUACUUUAUUGAAAUCAAUCCCCGUAUUCAAGUCGAACACACCAUCACUGAAGAAAUUACUGGUAUUGAUAUCGUAGCCGCGCAGAUUCAAAUCGCCGCCGGUGCUUUAUUACCACAGUUGGGUCUUACGCAACAACGUAUUCGUCAACGUGGUUACGCGAUUCAGUGCCGUAUCACCACCGAAGAUCCUGAAAAGAACUUCCAGCCUGAUACCGGUAAAAUUGAAGUGUACCGUUCGUCGGGUGGUAACGGUGUCCGUCUGGACGGUGGUGCAGGUUAUGCCGGUGCUAUCAUCACGCCUCAUUAUGACUCAUUGCUUGUCAAGUGCACAUGUUCCGGAAGCACUUACGAAGUCGCCCGUCGUAAACUGGUGCGUGCGCUCGUGGAAUUCCGUAUCCGUGGUGUCAAGACCAAUAUUCCCUUCUUGCAACGCUUACUGACCCAUGAUACCUUCAUGACCGGAAACUGCUGGACGACCUUUAUCGAUGAUACACCUGAUCUCUUCCGCUUGGUCCAAUAUCAGAACCGUGCUCAGCGCUUACUUGGUUAUCUCGGUGACGUGGUCGUCAAUGGUUCGCAAAUCAAAGGUCAAGUGGGCGAGCCUUCCUACAAGAGCGAAAUUGAAAUCCCCGUAUUACGUAAUCAUGGAAAGAGCAUGGAUGUGUCCGCCCCAUCCACCGAAGGUUGGCGCAAGAUUAUUGUGGAACAAGGUCCGGAAGCAUUUGCAAAGGCGGUGCGUGCUUACCCUGGUGUCUUGAUCAUGGAUACUACCUGGCGUGAUGCUCAUCAGAGCUUGUUGGCUACUCGUGUGCGAACCGUGGAUUUGCUCCGUAUUGCUCCUGCAACAUCACAUGCUUUGGCGAACGCGUUCUCUUUGGAAUGCUGGGGUGGUGCUACCUUUGACGUGGCAAUGCGAUUCUUGUACGAGGAUCCGUGGGAUCGUUUGAUGAAGUUGCGCCAGGCUGUUCCCAACAUUCCGUUCCAGAUGUUGCUGCGUGGUGCCAACGCCGUGGGAUACACUUCGUACCCUGACAACGUGGUCUAUGAAUUCUGUGACAAGGCGGUUAAGGCUGGCAUGGAUAUCUUCCGUAUCUUUGAUUCUCUCAACUAUGUGGAAAACAUGAAAUUGGGUAUUGACGCUGUGAAGAAGGCCGGGGGUGUGGUUGAAGCGACCAUUUGUUACACCGGUGACGUCUCCAACCCUGAGAAGAAGAAGUACGAUCUCGAUUACUAUAUGAAACUUACUCAGGAACUCGUGGACGAAGGCAUUCACAUCCUUGGUAUCAAGGAUAUGGCCGGUCUGCUCAAGCCUAACGCUGCCAAGAAACUCAUUGGUGCCAUCCGCCAGAAAUUCCCCGAUUUACCCAUCCAUGUCCAUACCCACGACACAGCCGGUACCGGUGUAGCGUCGAUGAUGGCCGCGGCCGAGGCAGGUGCCGAUGUGGUGGACGUUGCCAUUGAUUCCAUGUCCGGUAUGACCUCGCAGCCUGCGAUGGGUGCUCUGGUGGCGGGUCUGGAACAGACCAAUUUGGGUACCGGUAUUCGCAUGGAAGAUAUUCAAGCCAUCAACUCGUACUGGGAACAAUGCCGUCUUCUGUACUCUUGCUUUGAAGCGAACGUGAAAUCGGCCGAUUCUGGUGUGUACGAUCACGAAAUGCCCGGCGGUCAGUACACCAACUUGAUGUUCCAAGCCCAGCAACUUGGUUUGGGUACCCAGUGGAAGCAGAUCAAGAAGGCUUACCAAGAAGCCAACGCAUUGUGUGGUGAUCUUGUCAAGGUCACACCUUCCAGCAAGGUCGUGGGUGAUAUGGCCCAGUUCAUGGUCUCCAACAACCUGACAGGUCAGGAUGUGAUUGAACGAGCUUCCAAUCUCUCGUUCCCUACCUCUGUUGUCGAAUUUUUCCAGGGUUAUCUCGGUCAACCCUAUGGCGGAUUCCCGGAACCUUUGCGUAGCCAAAUCAUUCGUGAUUUGCCCCGUAUUGACGGCCGUCCCGGUGCUACUUUGCCUCCUCUGGACAUGACCCAGUUGAAGGAAGAACUCAUUGAGAAGUACGGCAAGGAUAUCCGUGACUAUGAUGUCAUUAGCGCUGCUCUGUAUCCUAAAGUAUUUGCCGAAUACCGCGAUAUGGUGAGCCAGUACGGUGAUCUGUCGGUGGUGCCUACGCGCUACUUUGUUGCCAAGCCCGAAAUUGGUGAAGAAUUCCAUGUGGAAAUUGAAGAAGGAAAGACCUUGAUUAUCAAGCUGCUCGCGGUUGGUCCUAUCAAUAACACCGGCAAACGCGAUGUGUACUUUGAACUGAACGGUGAAGCCCGUGUGGUGGGUAUCACGGACAAGAACGCCGCCGUGGAAAUGGUGACACGUGAAAAGGCCAACCUUUCCAAGCCGGGUGAUGUUCCUGCUCCCAUGUCCGGCGUGGUAAUUGAAGUCCGUGCCAAGGAAGGUGCGCAUAUCAAGGCUGGUGACCCUGUUUGUGUACUCAGUGCCAUGAAGAUGGAGACCAUGGUCAAUGCGACGGUCUCUGGCAAAGUGGAAUUAGUUCCCAUCCAAGAAGGCGAUUCCUUGUCUUCGGGUGACUUGGUAGCUAGAAUUGUCAAGGACGCAUAA
Molecule: messenger RNA, 3525 nt
Organism: Radiomyces spectabilis
Lineage: Eukaryota; Fungi; Mucoromycota; Mucoromycetes; Mucorales; Radiomycetaceae
Product: pyruvate carboxylase
Exons: 4
Coding region: 1-3525 (1174 amino acids)
Biological process (GO): pyruvate metabolic process; gluconeogenesis
Cellular component (GO): cytoplasm
Molecular function (GO): ATP binding; metal ion binding; pyruvate carboxylase activity
Source: RefSeq, a predicted model, not a curated record